This is a messenger RNA of Neltuma alba, 1828 nucleotides long. Its product is annotated as probable serine/threonine-protein kinase PBL7. The coding region runs from base 167 to 1315 and encodes 382 amino acids. Gene Ontology annotation, biological process: protein phosphorylation. The record is from RefSeq and is a predicted model, not a curated record. NCBI's taxonomy places the organism in Eukaryota, Viridiplantae, Streptophyta, Magnoliopsida, Fabales, Fabaceae. Gene Ontology annotation, molecular function: protein kinase activity; ATP binding. The transcript has 5 exons.
CGAAAGAGAGAGAGGCAAGAACCAAGCAGGUUCUUUUCCAAUUGUGGUUGCCCGAGCAGCCUGUGGUCAGUGUCGGGUCAUCUAUAAGUCUCACGCUGUGAAUCGGGGUAGUCGAUUUUUCAGCUAGUACCUGCGUCUCUGGAGAGAAAGAAGGGAAUAGUGAAACAUGGGUUGGAUUCCCUGUUCUGGAAAUUCAAACACUAAGAAGAAGACAAAGAAGCAGACGAAGAAAACGGAGGUGCAGGAGAACAUGAUUGAUCCGAUAAAAGCAGCCCCAGGGAAGUUGAAGAGGAAUUCAUCUACAAAUUCCAAGGAUACCUCUAAAAGUGGGAACCCUGAUCACAUAGCAGCACAGACUUUCACAUUUCGUGAGUUGGCUACGGCGGCUAGAAAUUUUAGAGCUGAAUGCUUGCUGGGUGAGGGAGGUUUUGGAAGAGUAUACAAAGGGCGCUUGGAAAGUAAUAAUCAGGUUGUUGCAAUUAAGCAACUUGACCGAAAUGGGCUGCAAGGAAAUAGAGAAUUCCUAGUUGAAGUGUUGAUGUUAAGUCUACUACACCACCCUAACCUUGUCAGCCUCAUUGGUUAUUGUGCUGAUGGAGAUCAAAGGCUUUUAGUUUAUGAAUAUAUGCCAUUAGGGUCCUUGGAAGACCACUUGCAUGAUGUUUCUCCUGGCAAGAAGUGUCUCGACUGGAAUACAAGAAUGAAAAUAGCAGCUGGGGCAGCAAAAGGGUUGGAAUAUCUGCAUGACAAAGCUAACCCUCCUGUCAUAUACCGAGAUUUGAAGUGCUCAAACAUUUUGCUUGGUGAAGGGUAUCAUCCAAAGUUAUCUGAUUUUGGCUUGGCCAAGCUUGGACCAGUUGGGGAGAACACUCACGUGUCAACGAGGGUUAUGGGAACCUACGGUUAUUGUGCUCCAGAGUAUGCAAUGACAGGACAACUGACUCUGAAAUCAGAUGUCUAUAGCUUUGGUGUAGUUCUUCUGGAAAUAAUUACUGGAAGGAAAGCUAUUGACAAUUCAAAGGCUGCGGGAGAACAGAAUCUUGUGGCAUGGGCGAGACCUUUGUUUAAAGAUCAACGAAAAUUUUCACUAAUGGCGGAUCCAAUGCUCGAAGGUCAGUAUCCUUCAAGGGGCCUAUGCCAGGCCCUUGCAGUUGCUGCGAUGUGUGUUCAGGAGCAGGCUAACAUGCGUCCAGUUAUAGCUGAUGUUGUCACAGCUUUGACUUAUCUUGCUUCACAAAGAUAUGACCCAAGUACGCAAUCACUCCAGGGGUCUCGCCUCUCUCCGGCCACUCCUAGAACCAAGAGGCGGCAGUGACAUGCUCCUCAAUGCUGGUUAUGAGAUCAUCUGUACAAUAUUUCAAACAACACUCUGCAAUACAUAGGUUUACAUACGUUAAUACCUGCUGUCAUUUGGUGGUGUUCUCUCAGUUUGGAGUAUAGGUUGAGAAGAAGACUGAAAUUUUGUUCUAUUCCUGUUACAAGGAUGCACACAAUUGCUCUUAUUUCCUUAACGGAGCCAAUAUAGUAUUCCUACCUGUUUUUUUAACCUCAAGUCACCUUUUAAGAGCUGGGUUCAUUAUUUAAGUGUCUUGUCUGGGCAGUAGUUCUUCCCCGUGUAUCGACAUUCUAAAGGAGUAUUUGCUUCUACUUAUUUAUCCUGGUUCUGUUGUAUAGUUAAGCUAUAUUUGUAGGUUAUGAAGCUCUGAGUAGUUUUUAUACCAACAAAGAAAGCUCGCACGUUGAGUUCUUUGUUGGAUCUCUAUGUAGAUUGUUUCCCCCCUUCAUCGUGACUGUGGAUUCUUAUUUAUUUGUGAUGUAAUUCGGUUUU